AUGGUGAUGUCUCAGGAAUGUUGCAUAACUUCACAUGGAUGCUACAUUGCUGCUGGAGUUUUUGAAUGGAUUGGAACAUUUCUUGCUGCUUUUGUCCUUUGCCAACAACGACAAGAAAUCAUGCGAAAAUCAUCGAUUCCGACGAAUUACUUUAAGGACUAUUUGACGGCUCUCUGUUGCUACUGCUGCGUCCUGGUUCAACACGAACGUCAUGUGCGAUCUGCCGCAUAUCAGAGAUAG
Oikopleura dioica is the source of this 240-nucleotide messenger RNA. The record is from the annotation of a GenBank genome assembly. NCBI's taxonomy places the organism in Eukaryota, Metazoa, Chordata, Appendicularia, Copelata, Oikopleuridae.